Molecule: messenger RNA, 906 nt
Organism: Aaosphaeria arxii CBS 175.79
Lineage: Eukaryota; Fungi; Ascomycota; Dothideomycetes; Pleosporales
Exons: 2
Coding region: 1-906 (301 amino acids)
Cellular component (GO): cytoplasm
Molecular function (GO): zinc ion binding
Source: RefSeq, a predicted model, not a curated record
AUGAAGGGCGACGUAGAAUCGAUCGGAUCGCAUUGUCAGUUGGCAUAUUGCCAUGUCCUGGAUUUCCUACCGUUCCGCUGCGAAUCUUGUAAAGGAACAUUCUGCCUUGACCACAGAUCUGAGAUUGCGCACAAGUGUCCCAAAGAAGGAGAGUGGGCAAGGAAACGCGCCGGGCGAGACAUCGCAGGCACACCGACUCCCGCGAAACCGUCCCUCUACGAGCAUGACCAACAAUGUUACGACACGUCCUGCAAAACGCUCAUAAACACCUCGCGGAUGCCCGCCAACCUCUGCUCAACGUGCCGAAGAUCGUAUUGUUUGAAACAUCGCAUGCCGGAGGACCACGAUUGCAAGAACGUAAAACCUCCUGGUCUGGCAGGGCGUCAGAACAUCAUACAGCAACAAGCCGAUCGUGUACUCUCGCCUCUUGCCAAAGUGAAGAGAUGGGCGGAGAAGAAGCGACAAGAGGAAGAGGACGCGAAGAAAAAGAAGAAGAAAGGCUUCAGCAUAUUCGGGAGUCAGACGGCGAAAUCGGAUAAUACCGCCAAGUUAAACGAAGUAAAAAGGACUGCUAAAGGUGAUGCAUCAGUGCCGCAAGACAAACGAGUGUACUUGUUCGUGGAGGCAUCGGCAGACACCACCAAGGCGAAGUUCCCAACUGGCAAGUUCUACUACAACAAAGAUUGGACGGUCGGUCGGGUCCUAGACAUGGCAGCCAAGGCAUUACAAGUCCAGAACGUGAACAACCGCGGCGGUGGUGAAGAGGACAAGCUGCGCGUGUUCCACGUUGAAAGCGGACGACUGCUCAAAUUCAGCGAAAAGAUCGGGGAUCCGUGUAUUUCAGGAAACAUGAUCAUUCUUCUCCGGGGCGUAGGGUCUGGAGAACCGGAUCUCAUAGACUUGUGA